Messenger RNA from Pseudozyma flocculosa PF-1, 1314 nucleotides. RefSeq lists its product as uncharacterized. Gene Ontology annotation, biological process: protein import into mitochondrial matrix. Lineage: Eukaryota; Fungi; Basidiomycota; Ustilaginomycetes; Ustilaginales; Ustilaginaceae. The coding region runs from base 1 to 1314 and encodes 437 amino acids. Gene Ontology annotation, cellular component: TIM23 mitochondrial import inner membrane translocase complex. The transcript has 2 exons. The record is from RefSeq and is a predicted model, not a curated record.
AUGAUCCACGCCGCAGCCACCACCACAUCGGCAAGAACAAUACACCUGGCCCUCGCCGCCGAUUUGCGCCUCGUCCUGCCACGCACCCGCUUGCCCCUCGCCAGACAGCUCCACUCGUCCCGCCGCAUCGCACAGCAAUCCGCUCCCGGGCCUUCGCGCAAGCCCUUUGCACGCGUCGUCAACACAAAAUCCUCCAAGGCCGCAUUCGAACAGCGGCAGAUCCUCGACGGCCUCCGUGGCGGCAACUCGAACCCAACUUCCAGCGGCGACUCCUCGUCCCUCUCCCAUGCCCAGGAAGCGCCCAGAUUCAACGCAACCGCAGAGGCGGCACUCAACGCAGCGGCGGGAGGACGCGGCGGUGCGAUGCCUCUCGGCAUGGCCGGCCUCUCCGUAGGCGCAGGCAGCCAAGGCGGCCUCAUUGACCGCUGGACCGGCUCGGGAAAGCGCUGGAAGGACCUCAAGGGCGGUCAAAAGGUCGCCCGGGCCACUGUCCAGUCAUCCAGGACCGUCCUCAUCUUUGGCGGCGCCGCCCUCACCUUUGUCCUCGUCUAUGCCCUCUCGACCGAGCUCUUUGCCAAAAACAGCCCCACGGUCGUCUUCGGCGACGCCUGCAAGCGCGUACAGACCAGCCCAGAGAUCGCCCAGCAUCUCCUCCCGCCCUACCGCUUCCACACCUCGUCCGCCUUCACCACGACCGCAUCGCCCUCGCCGCUCAACCCGCCCGCCCGAGGCCGCAGGUCGCGCUCGGUGGCGUCCUACUCGUACGUCGACCAGACCACCGGCCAGGAAAAGAUGCUGCUGCGCUUCUUUGUCGAGGCCAGGGACAAGGACAGGGACCUCACCCUGUGGGACACGACCAGGUACCACGUCAUCGAGGCGGGCAAGUGGGCCGGCAGAAAGGUGCAGGAAGGCGGCGAGUGGGUCGGCGAUCAGCUCGGCCUCUUUGACGAUGCCGACGAGGCAGCCACCGGGUCUCACCACGCCGCCGGGCUUGACCCUUCAGCGACGACGGCGGCCUCCAAGCCGGCCAGUUCCGAACCUUCGGCCAUCGGGUCCGCACUGUCCAGCGCGUGGAACUACAGCUUCGGCGGCCUCACUGGACUCGCCCGCGGUGGCAGCGACGCGCUAGGCAAGCUGACGUCAAGCAGAAGAGAGCCGGGCACCUGGUCGUCGGGCGAGGUGCACGCAGAGAUGGAAAAGGACGACAACGGCGUGCUGCAGUACAAGCACUUUUUCGUCGACAUCCCCAGCUCGAGCGCCACGGUGCGCGAGCGGGUGUGGAUCGUGCGCAAAAAGGGAGAGGUCGAGAGGUGA